AUGGCAGAGAUCAGAAUGUGGGCGUUUUGGAGGGCCGUCCUGGCAGAGCUCCUGGGAAUGACCAUCUUUGUCUUCAUAGGUCUGUCAGCUGUGAUCGGAGGCAAAAAUAACACUUACCCAGACCAGGAGGUAAAAGUAGCAUUAGCAUUCGGCCUCGCUGUCGCCACAUUAGCACAGUGUUUAGGUCACAUCAGUGGUGCGCACCUGAAUCCUGCUAUCACCCUGGGCCUGCUGGUGAACUGCCAGAUGAGUGUCCUCAGAGCAGUUUUCUACACAGCGGCUCAGAUGUUGGGGGCAGUGGCUGGCAGUGCCAUUGUGUACAGUAUCAGGCCGAAAAACAUUGAUUCACUUGGUGUAAACAAGGUAAGACUGAACCCGUGUGUGUGUCCAAUUCUUCUGGGAAAUGUUCUCCUUAAUGAAGCACUUGUCCUGCUCAGAUUGAGUGACAUCUGGGAAAUUGGCUGACGAGUUGUUGUGUAAAAAAAAACUGACAUUAACAAUCCCCAAUUUGUGCUCUGAAUGCAGAGACAUAUUGCUACAGCUUCUAAUCAGCUAAAUUUAACUUGAGCUCAUGAAUGAUCACUCCUGGACCCCUCUCAUUGGGGUGUGUUUAUAGGACGAAUAGGUGUGAAUUUUCUGCAUGAUGAAACAUGGUCUGAAUGUUUCUCCAAGCAGCAUAUUCAGCUUCAUUUCUCGACUAUUUCACUGUUUUUUAAUGAUGCAGUCAUGCUACUUUUCACUUAACCUUCCUCCUGUUAGCUUUUACUACGCACCCACUAUGUUAAAGGUCGAUUUUGUCCCGUGUCUUAAAUCAGCUGUAAAUUACACUAAAAACAAUUCUCUAUUAUCCAAUUUUGUUCUCAUCUCAAGGUUAUCUUGUUAGGCUUCAUUAUCCAUGAGAAUAUUGCUUAUAAUAUUUUUGUAGUAAGCCUCUGGGCCUUUCUUUGUCAGUAUAUUCCUCACACAGACAUCUAUACUGAAUUGAUCUCACAUGUCUGGACAUGCCUGAUGUUGUUUUCAGUGCAGGGAAAAAACAGGCAAAAUGAGAAUUUCCUAAACUAAUUAUUAGAUAUUAAUCUAACCAGGUCAACAGCAACCCUAAUCCGACAAGUGCCAUAAUUUUAAGAGCAUUUUCUAAUUUAGUCAAUUUAUUUUUUUUAUUUUUAAUUUGUUGAAUUAGAGGUUCCUGACAAAGUCAAAAAGUCUUGAUGUGAAAAACCUAACUGAUGUGGUUCUUUUAAGCAUUUAAAAACAAAAAUGGGUCGGUGCAGACCCUAACACAGGAGGAGGGUUUUAAAGCCGGAUCUGUUUGUCAAAGUUCGUUUAAAGUUGAUUUUUUGUUUUACAGUAUUUUCUUUGCGAAAGUGGAAGUAAAAUGAUCCCUCUCUCAUCAUGAUCUGUUGAUCUGCAGAGACAAUACCAGAGAACAGAGGUAAUCAAAGGGUUUUUUUUCUGCCUUAUUGCAGCUCAAUGGAAUCACCCCGGGUCAAGGAUUUGGCGUCGAAUUCCUGCUAACUCUCCAGCUCGUCCUCUGUGUACUUGCUGUAACCGACAAAAGACGUGAUGUCAAUGGAUUUGCACCCCUGGCCAUCGGACUCUCCGUAGGGCUGGGGCACCUUGCCGGAGUGAGAAUACAUCAAAAACAUUUCCUCCCACGUUAAUUUGGAAAAAGGUUUCUCCAUCGGGCUGGGGCCAGAUACAAUGGAUUGGCAUAGGAUGAACUGGUUGUAAAUCAGACCUGCAUGCAAUUUGCUGAUGCACAGCCAAAAGAAUUAAGCGGUGUUUUCCCCCUAAUAUGCUUCACAGAUCAGCUACACAGGAUGUGGAAUCAACCCUGCUCGAUCAUUUGGGCCUGCGGUCAUCCAGGACUCCUUUGACAAUCACUGGGUACUGAUUUUGACUUUUAUUUUGCAGCAUUUGAACCACAAAGUCAUCCCUGUUCACAUUCCCUGUUCUUUUAUCAGGUAUACUGGGUGGGACCAAUGAGCGGUGGAGUUGUGGCGGCUCUUCUGUAUGAUUUUCUGCUGGCACCCAGAGAUGAGCCUAUCAAAGAACGAACAAGAGUCCUGUUCUGCUGUAGCUCCAUGCCAGAUGAUGAAAUCUGUGAGCCACUUCUGGAGGAGGUUUAA
This is a messenger RNA of Xyrichtys novacula (pearly razorfish), 2129 nucleotides long. The record is from the annotation of a GenBank genome assembly. NCBI's taxonomy places the organism in Eukaryota, Metazoa, Chordata, Actinopteri, Labriformes, Labridae.